Molecule: messenger RNA, 2913 nt
Organism: Nematolebias whitei (Rio pearlfish)
Lineage: Eukaryota; Metazoa; Chordata; Actinopteri; Cyprinodontiformes; Rivulidae
Gene: polk
Product: polymerase (DNA directed) kappa
Exons: 14
Coding region: 28-2619 (863 amino acids)
Biological process (GO): error-prone translesion synthesis
Cellular component (GO): nucleus
Molecular function (GO): DNA-directed DNA polymerase activity; damaged DNA binding
Source: RefSeq, a predicted model, not a curated record
GCCAAAGAGGAGAGCUUUCUCUCCCGAAUGGCGCUCAAUGACAACAAGGCUGGCAUGGAGGGUCUGGACAGAGACAAGAUCAACAAAAUCAUCAUGGAAUCGUCCAAGGGCUCCAGGUUUUAUGAGAAUGAGAUGAAAAGGGAGCAGCAGGUGAACCAGCGCAUUGAGAAAAUGAUGCUCCAAAAGGCUCAGCUCACAGAACAGCAGUUAAAUAAAGCUCAAGCUCAGGUGGAAAAGAUGGUCUCGAAACUGGAGAAGAGUCGGGAUCUAAGCAGAGUGAUUGUGCACGUGGACAUGGAUGCUUUCUACGCAGCCGUGGAGAUGAGAGACUGUCCUGAAUUGAAGGACAAGCCGAUGGCAGUAGGAUCCACAAGCAUGCUGUCUACAUCAAAUUAUCAUGCCAGGAAGUAUGGGGUUCGAGCUGCCAUGCCCGGCUUCAUUGCAAAGAAGCUCUGUCCCAACUUGGUUAUUGUUCCUCCUAAUUUUGAUAAAUAUCGAGCUGUGAGUGAUGAGAUUCGGGAGAUUUUUGCAGAUUACGAUCCACACUUCCAGCCGAUGAGCCUGGAUGAGGCCUAUUUAGAUUUUACAGACCACCUGGAGCAGAGGCAGAGUUGGCCAGAGUCUUCACGGACACACCACUUCUCCCAGUGCAUUGCCACAGAUGAAAAGCAGAGUCAACCUCAUGAGGAGGCAGAGGUGACAGACUUCUCUCCAGUCCUGUUUGAUGACAGUCCUGCCUCCACUCCCUGCCUGUCUGGCUCUGAGGGUGCUGGUGAUAAAUUUGAGGUGUUUGGGACAUCUGUGGAGGAGGCUGUGAGAGAGAUGCGCUUUCGCAUUGAACAGAAGACCAUGCUGACUGCCAGUGCAGGAAUUGCUCCAAACACGAUGCUUGCCAAGGUGUGCAGUGAUAAGAACAAGCCCAACGGACAGUACAGACUCCCGCCCACCAGAGAGGCCGUUAUGGACUUCAUCCAAGAGCUUCCUGUUCGCAAAGUUUGUGGCAUCGGGAAGGUGAGUGAAAAAAUGCUGAACUCUCUGGGCAUCACCACGUGCGCACAUCUUGGCCAGCAGAUGUCCUUGUUGUCAUUGUUGUUCUCGGAGACCGCAUGGCAUCAUUUUAUGCAGAUUGCUCUGGGUCUAGGCUCCACAUUUAUACCGAGACAUGAAGAAAGAAAAAGCAUGAGCACCGAGAGAACAUUUAAAGAACUAAGUAAACCUGAGGAGCAGUUGCUCUUGUGCAGAGAGCUCUGUGAAGAUCUGGCAAAGGACAUGAAAAACGAGGGGCUAAAGGGUAAAACUGUUACUCUGAAGAUCAAAAACAUCAACUUUGAGGUGAAAACCAGGGCACAGACGCUCCCAUAUGCUGUUGCUGCAGUGGAGGACAUCUUUGCUGUCGCUAAGGACUUACUGCAAAUGGAAAUAGAAAAUGAAAGCCCCCAACCACUGAGACUGAGGCUUAUGGGUGUUCGAAUAUCUGCCUUUGUCAGUGUAGAUGACAAGACACCCAUGCAGAGAAGCAUCAUUGGCUUUCUUCAGUCAGGCAAGACCGACUGCAGUCACUCUUCCCAAAUAAUGCAUCGAAACCUUGAAAAAGAGCAUCUCUCUGAGCACCCAAUCCAAACACCACAGCCUUUGGCGUAUCUAGUAGUGCAGAAUGACCACAGUCAAGAAGCUUGUCAAAGUGAGCAGAGACAGUCGGACAAAAGGCAAACUGAUGAGAAACCUCAACAGUCUUUCUUUCAAAGAGCUCAUGCCAAAAGACUGCAGCUCCUGGCGGCUAAUUCAAACACACAAUCUGAAGCAUGUGAAGACAUUUCUAAGAUGAACUCUGUAAGAAGUGAUUCUAAAGAGGAUAUAAAGUUGUCAUCUCAAUCAAACAAGAACAACAGUGUAGUUUCAGACCUUUCUGAAAAUGAAUAUAUCUCUGUUCUGGCUCAUCCAUCCACAUCAGACUGUGAGACACAAACACAAUCCCUCGUGUGCCCAGUGUGUUUCAGACAUGUCAAAACGACUGAUUUGAACAACUUCAACAGCCAUAUAGACCGCUGUCUUGAUGAUGAUGAUGCUGGAAAGCCAAGCAAAGACUCAGCAGCAGAGUUAAACCCAGAGAAUCAGAAAAAUAAAGUGGAGCACACACAAAAUGGAGCUCCCAGAGUUAAAAAGGAGCAGUCAGUAAACGAUGAAGAGCUGGAGUCGAGCAAAAUUUGUCUUCAGGAAGGCCAACACGGUUUAAAGGACGAUUCAGUUCAAAAGGUUCUGCUGAUUGAGGGUGACAACAAACCCGGUACUUUGCAGGAACACCAGUCAUGUCGUGGUAAAAGUCCCGUCCUUGUUUGCCCGGUAUGUCAGGUGACCCAACACACAGAUGACCUCACCGUCUUCAAUCGACACGUUGACCUCUGCCUGAACCAAGAGGUCCUGCAUGAGCUCGGAGGACGGACGACAUUUACCAGAAAACCAUCAGCAGUUAAAAAUAGCCAGGUCAAAGACAGCGGACUUCAACUGCCAAGACAAGCAAGCAAAGGCAAAAACAAAAGACGAGACACGCCUUCCUCUCCUCCGUCUAAAAAAGCUAAAAGCACGGGUCCUCACAAUACCAUCGACAAGUUCUUCAGGUGAUGGUAACCCACGAGGAAUAUCUGCCUGCUCUGGAAAGUUUUCUGCAGUGAGAAGUGACAGCUCCUCCAGUUUCAUAGUUUCAUUCAAUGUUUCAUUUUCUUCUUUAUGUUAUAAACUUUACAACCAUCGCACACAAAUCAUCAAAAAAUCUGCUGCUGCCAUCAGAAGCUAAGCAUGUGCACUAAUGAACUUAUUUUUUAAGCCAUACACAACAAGAUAAUGUCUCAGUUUCAUGUUAUUCCACAUUAUACAUUUUUAACUUAAUGAGGCUGUUACUUUUUUAUGAAUUCUGAU